ACAUUGACGUCGGACACAAUAAUUGACCUAGUGUUUUCAAAUGUAGAUUUGUGUAUUGAUGUGUUGUCUACACCAAGGGUGUCAGAUCACAACAUUAUUGUUAUAAACUCAGAUUUAAAUAUUGAACAAAGUAAAAAUCUAAGCGUGACAAUAAAGAGAAACUACAACAAAUUUGAUCCAAACAUAUUUUGUGAUAUUUUUGUUGAUAGAUAUAAGAUAGAUAUUAAUGACGAUUUAGAUGCAGUAAUUAAUAAAUUUGAUAGUAGUAUAACAUAUGCUCUCGAUGUAGUGGUACCAAAGACAGAAAAAAUUUUUAAACCUAAAUGUUACGGUAAAAAAUGGAUUACAAAAGAGUUAAUUGAAAAAAUGAAGGAAAGAGAUCGAUUAUUCUUCGUAUCUAAAAAAUUCGGAAUAGAAGAUGAUAUCAAUAAUUAUAAAAGACUAAGAAAUGAUAUUGUAGAUGAAUUAAGAAGAUGCAAAAGAGAACAUAAUGAUAAUAAUAUAGAUGCAAAUAAAAAUAACGGAAAAAUUCUUUGGAGAGAACUAAAAGAACUGAUAGGAAGUAAAAAAACUCAAUCUAAUAUUGAGAGUAUUGAAUGUGAUAAUAAGAUUAUAUAUGAUAAUUUAGUGAUCUCCAAUGAAUUUAACCAUUAUUUCAUUGAUAGUAUUGAGAAAAUUGUUUAUGAGAUAGGAUUUGAUCAAUUAAAGGAUGUAGUUAGUGAUAAUAGUAAUAAUCAGAAGUGGGAUAGUUUUGAUAGAGUGUAUGUAAAUGAUUUAGAUAAGAUUAUACAGAGUUUGGAUAAUAAAAAAGGAUUUAAUAAUGAUGUUAAUUCUGUAAAUUUAAAACAUUUAUGGAAUUUUGAUAAGAAUAGCAUAUUAGAGAUUAUGAAUAAAUCAUUAGAAUCUGGUGUUGUACCUGAUUGUUUGAAAGUUUCAAGAAUCGUACCGAUUCAAAAAAUAAAAGAUAGCAUAAAAUUAACUGACUUUAGACCAAUAAAUACACUGCCAGUAUUAGAACAAGUAUUAGAGAGUAUAGUAAAAUCACAGUUAGAAAAAUUUAUUGUUGAAAAUAAAAUAUUGAACGAGGAACAAUCUGGUUUCAGAAAGGAGCACUCAUGUGAAACAGCCAUGCAGUGCUCUUUGAUAGACUGGAGAAAUUAUAUCGAUAAAGGGUUAUAUGUAGGAGUUGUAUUUAUUGACUUUGCGAGAGCAUUUGAAACGAUAAAUAGAGAUAAAUUGUUGAUUAUAUUAAAAGAACUGGGAAUCGGUGGCAAUGUGUUAAAUUGGUUUAAGUCAUAUUUAAAUAAUAGGAAACAGGUGGUACAAUUUAAUAAUUGCGUAUCUGAUCAAAAAAUUGUUAAACACGGAGUACCUCAAGGCUCUAAGUUAGGUCCACUGUUGUUUAUAAUAUAUAUAAAUGAUGUAAUUAGUUUAAUAAAAGACCAGGGUAUUGAGUGCAAACUUUUUGCAGAUGAUAUGAAAUUGUAUUAUUCUAGUAAAGAUGAAAAAGAAAUUGAAUGCAAAUUGAAUACGGGAUUGUUAAAACUUUCAGUAUGGCUGAAAGAACAUCAACUCAAAAUAAAUGUAAAAAAGACUGUAUUUAUGAUGCUACAUGAUGUAAGAAAAAAGUAUAAAAUGGGAAGUUGUAAAAUUAAGAUCAGUAACGAAAGUAUUGUUGAAGUGAGCGAAACAAAAUAUUUAGGUGUAAUAAUAGAUAAUAACUUAACAUUUCAAAAUCAUUUAAUUGAAACAGGAAAAAAAAUAGCUAAAAAACUAAAUAUAAUUUAUCGAUUAAAUAAGUCAGUAAGUCCAUGGACAAAGAAUACCAUUUAUAAGGCAGUAAUCGGUCCCCACUUUGACUACUGUGCUAGCUUAAUGAUGAAUUACAAUCAACGACAAUUAAAUGUAUUGCAAAAAAUCCAAAAUAGAGCUAUGCGUAUUGUGUUAGGUGUAAAUAGAUAUACAAGGACAAGCGAAAUGUUAGCAGCAUUAGGAUGGAUGAGUGUAAGUCAGUUAAUGGUAUACAGAUGCUGUAUAUUAAUACAUAAAAUUAAAAUAGGGCUGGCACCUUCUUAUUUGGUGAAUAAAAUCUCUUUUGUUGGUGAAUAUCAUGAUUAUAACACUAGACAAAGAAAUGAAGUACAAAUUAAAUUUACAAGAACGCACACCGCAGAAAAGUCCUUAAUUUAUCGCGGGUUUGUAUGGUACAAUCGCCUCCCUAAAACAACAAAAAAUGAAAAAAGACUGAAAAUAUUUAAAAUAGAUUUAAGAAAUUUUGUAAAGGAAAAUUAUUUACGUAAUCGGAAUUCUUGGUUAAAAGGGACUUGCUUCAGAAUAGCUUGGACCACUCGGUCACCGUCUAAUGUACCGAAAAAAACUUCAAAAAUGUUUCGCGGGCUAGUUUUCACGAGUUUUGUGAUUUUCAGCUGGACUGAUGUGCUCACUGGUUCUAUCACUACAAGCAACACUUUCAAUAUCACUUUGAUGAUAAAAAACAACCUGAACACUGCGGUGAAUCCUUGUGACAAUUCCUACCGCUUUGUGUGCGGUUCCUCGAGAAGAUUCGCUCCAAAACUAGAUAUUAUUUUAUAUACUGAUUUGGUUACCGUUCGUUUAACGGAUUUGAUCGAGGAAGGAACUGUUUUCAAGGGCAUUAGACCCUUCCAGCUGAUCGAUGACGUCUACAAGACCUGCAAGAGUAAUGCAGCCAUUGGGGAACAAGCUGUCAAGAGCUUGUUCCACGUCCUUGAGCAACUGGGCGGUUGGCCGUUACUGCAAGGUUCCCAGUGGAAGACGAAGAAUUACAAUUUGACAGACGUCACUCUUCGCAGCAAGUUGCUAGGAAUUUCCGUCAACCCGUUUCUGACUAUCGAACCGGUUGUCGUGUCUGAAAGCGCCCGAGGGACGACUAUAUUUUCCGUAUCCAUAGAUCCACCAGAAUUCAAUAGAUCCAUUACCAACGGAUGGGAUCCACUGCUAGUUGCCUACUCAACCUACCUUAAGAAAGUCUGCAAGUUGAUAGGCUGCCAAAAAAUGUAUUCCGACGAAUUCAAAGACAUUGUCGACUUAGAGUGGAAGCUUUCAGAAAUCUAUCACCGACGUAACUUUAUGAAGAACCUGACAUACAAGGAAUUGACAGAAAAUUACCCUUCAGUAUUAUGGUCAAAGCUCUUCUAUUCGCUGUACCCUAUCAGCAACGAGCAGCUUAACAUAUCCAACAUGACGUUCUUCGUCUCCACGAUGUUGUCUGAUGUAAUUGAGCUACUAGAUAAAACUGACCCUCGCGUGCUGUACAAUUACGCCAAUUGGAAAGUCUUUCAACACGCGAUUCCUUAUCUGACCAAAGAUUACCAAGAUCUGAAGCGUGAGUACUGCAAAACUCAGGAGUGUGAGGAUAUUCCGCUUGACAAAUGUCUUAAAGUCGUCUUCAAAUAUCUGCAACCUGCGGUAAAUUUGUUGUAUGCCAAGCGCUACUUUACCGAGGAAGUUGAUUCUCUUGUUAGUCACAUGGUAGCCAAUAUCAAGCGACAAACCAAGGACCUGAUCAGCAAAUCCAGUUGGAUGGACCAGGACACCAAGAAGGAGCACAUCGAUGCGAUAGACAACAUACCGGUGAUAAUUGGCUAUGCAGAAAAGAACAGCACGGAUGAUGAGUUUGUCAAGUACUACGAAGAAUUGGAGAUCGACACCUCAAAUUUCUUCCAGACGCUCAUGAAUCUGGAAGCGUUUGAUAGUCCGCGAAGAUUCUACAGCACCAACAGCUUAGGUCCGAGAAAUUUUAUCAAUCCGUUGCUUACUACUGCAAGUUUUUUAGGCGGUAAACUUUAUGUACCCAUGAAUAUGCUUCGAGAACCGUUUUUCAGCGUCAACUACCCAAUGAGUGUAAACUACGGUUUCAGUGGUAGGGCAAUCGCCAAGGCAUUGGCGAAAGGUAUCCUUCAUCGGCGAGAGCCGAGAAGCCAAGCUAUGAAGGAGAAAGUUGCGUGCUUCAGCAAACAGGUCGCGAAUUACACUACACAGCUUCCGUUCGAGACCAAUCUGCUUGUUGACGAAUACCUAGCUUUUAAGAUUUCUUACCAAGCCUACCAAUCAUGGUUGAUCUCAGUUUCUGGUGGAAGUGAGCCCAUGAUCCCGGAAUUGCCGUACUCUGAUCGUCAGAUAUUCUGGAUGAGCUCACUGCAGAACGGUUGUAAGCUACCCUGGAACAAAGAAAAAAUGAUUGAGGAUAAGUACUUUCCCUUUGAGUUCCGCAAGAUGAUAGAUCUCAGUAACAUUCCUGAGUUUUACGAUGAUUUCAAUUGUCAAAGCAAACCAUUCCUUGAGACACAUGGACCGUCGUGUACUCUUUUUUGA
Molecule: messenger RNA, 4353 nt
Organism: Cotesia glomerata
Lineage: Eukaryota; Metazoa; Arthropoda; Insecta; Hymenoptera; Braconidae
Exons: 9
Coding region: 367-4353 (1328 amino acids)
Biological process (GO): proteolysis
Molecular function (GO): metalloendopeptidase activity
Source: RefSeq, a predicted model, not a curated record